Bactrocera tryoni is the source of this 1912-nucleotide messenger RNA. RefSeq names its product nephrin-like. The record is from RefSeq and is a predicted model, not a curated record. The transcript is spliced from 10 exons. Lineage: Eukaryota; Metazoa; Arthropoda; Insecta; Diptera; Tephritidae. Bases 194 to 1471 code for a protein of 425 amino acids.
UGUUGAUAUACGAUCUGGAAUAACAAAAACCGCAAGGAGGUGGUCAGAUGAAAGUAUAUUUGGCAACCGAGCUUAUUUUUUAUUCGAGGGUAAUCCUUGGGAACUAAUUAUUCGGAAUAGCCAAAUAUCAGACACCGGGGUGUACAGAUGUCGGGUUGAUUUCAUCAAAGCACAAACCUACAAUAGUCGAGUUAUGUUAAUAAUAAUUGCGUUGCCUAAAGAAAUCAUCAUAAGAGAUGAAAAUGGUUUUAAACGCUCAACAGUGGCUGGACCAUACAAUGUAGGCGAUUUCGUGAUACUUAAAUGUGAAGCCAUUGGAGGUAAUCCCACACCCGAUUUAGCUUGGUUUUUUGAAGACUUAAAUUUGGAAUACGAAAUGGCUACUGAUAUUCUAAACAAAUCUGUUCAAAGUGUCAUUAAAUUCGGACCUUUAAAUAGAGAGCAUCUAAAUGGACGGCUUACUUGUCAAGCCCGUAAUCACUUAAAAGCUGCGCUUGUUCAGGCUAUUGUACAAAUCGAUAUGAACUUUCCUCCGUUGAGUAUUCGUUUACUUGGCGCACACCAGCCUCUUUCUGCCGGGCGCCGUUAUGAUCUAUUGUGCCAAAGUUCUGGAGGGAGACCACCUGCAGUUAUAACAUGGUGGCAAAAUAAUAUACGUCUGGAAAAAACUACCGAAACUAUAUCAAGCGAUGGGAACCAAACUACGAGUACAUUAUCAAUUAUUUUCGAGAAAUCUGAUUCUGGCAAAUUCCUGUCCUGUAAAGCAUAUAACCUUGCUAAACCAGUAAUGCCAUUAGAAGACGGAUGGAUUCUAGAUAUACAGUAUAUUCCGGAAGUUCAAAUACGACUUGGAACAUCUUUAAAGCAAAAUACAAUUAGAGAAGGGGCAGAUGUCUAUUUUGACUGUGUAAUAAAUGCACACCCAUUCGUUUACAGAGUUGAUUGGCGUCAUAACGGUUACGUAUUACCAACUAAUAUAUCACAAGGUGUUAUCAUAAGCAAUCAUUCAUUGGUUCUACAAGGUGUUAAUAAAGCAAGUGGUGGCAACUUUUCGUGUAUUGGAUAUAAUACAGAAGGAGAAGGACAAAGCCCUGUUUUCAACCUAGACAUCUUAUACGCUCCGAUCUGUUUAUCAAAUCAAUUAAAAGUAUAUGGAGUUGCAAAACAUGAAAAUGUGAAUGUCACAUGUACGGUAGAUGCGAACCCACCUAUGGUGGAUUUUAACUGGAUUUUCAAUAACUCCAUUGAGAGUAUAGACGUCGCUACGAAUCAUAUUUCGAAAACAGGAUUAAUGUCUACCGUGGAAUAUACGCCACUUACAGAGUUAGAUUAUGGAACUUUACUUUGUACCGCUGCAAACAGUAUAGGACGUCAAGUAUCUCCCUGCAUGUUUCACAUUAUCCCUGCAGCAUGUGUUUUGCGCCCUCGGCUACUCUACCAGCAGUAUGCGGAAAUACUUGCAACAGCAUAAAAGUGUAAUACUAGGCAAAAUAUUCGCCUAGGGGGCCCAGGAUGAUUAAAUGAGUUAAGCAUCCACCCACUUUACCCGGAAAAAACUGGCCCAUCCUAAUAAAGCAGGGCAAUUCACCACAGUUCGCAACCCAUUACCAAUACAACUCACCCCACCAGUACCCACUCAACAAAAAGGAAGGGCAACGGGAAGGCAGAUUCAUUCGUUCUAAGCACUUCGUUACAUACAAUUCGUCACAUAUACUGCGAAAAUCAACUCUCCGUUGACAACACCCGUCCCGCGCGCGAUAUUAAGCUUUUCGGCUCCUGCGAUCUGGCGCGCUAUCGAUAUACGCAUGUUUAAGUUGGUUACCCAAAUAACUUAAACAUUUAAUCUUAAUAAAAUAACAUUUGUAAAAAUAUUAAAAUUUCUUAAUAAAUUACAUUGUAUUAUACCACUCAA